AUGGGUAUCGGUGCAGCCCUUUUGGUCGCGGGCCUCGCGUUCGUCGUCGUCAAGAAAAUGGGCGAUAACAGACACAAGAAGCAGCAACAGCAGCAGAUGCUCCAGUAUGGAGCUCCCGCAGGCUACGGUGGCGGUGGUGCCUACCGUCCCCCGCCUCCAAGCGGUGGAAUGGGUGGAAUGAUGGGUGGAAUGAUGGGUGGCUUUGGCGGCGGUGGUGGUAGUGGUGGUGGUGGUUUUAGCUCGGGAAGCCGUGACAUCAACGCGUCCACUGGCCAGCCAUGGAACGCUACCCCCGGCCCCGACUACAACACUGUUCUGCAGAGCCUUAUCGCCACUAUCAACGAGCGUCGCAUUGGUGGUUUCUUCCCCCAGGGCGUGGAGUCGAUUGCCCAGCGUGUUGUCCAGACCGGUGCCGUCCAGCGUGUCGCUACCGAGUGGCGUAUCCCGCAGGACCUUGCCAUUGACCUAGUCAAGCUUGCCCUCUUCGAUAUCGUUGUUCUCUGCGACGACUCGGCAAGCAUGCGCAACGGAGACCGUAUCUCAGACCUUCAGCAGGUUCUUGCCAAGGUCGCGUUUGCCGGUACUCUCCUCGAUGACGACGGAAUUGAGAUCCGCUUCGUCAACAACUACAUGCAGGGUAACAGGAUCAACUCGCAGGACGCCGCUGUCGACAUUGUUGACAACAUCAACUUUGACGGUGCCAAGCCUCUCGGUACUGCCAUUGAGCAGAAGAUUCUCCAGCCUAUGGUUCUUGCACCUGCCCGCCAGAACGCUCUCCGCAAGCCCCUCCUCGUCAUUGUCAUCACCGAUGGCCAGCCUACGGGCGAGCCUUUUGGCUACCUUCAGCAGAGCAUCGUCAACGCUGCCAACCAGCUCAACUCGACCCCGUACGGCCCCAAGGCUGUCAGCUACCAGUUUGCCCAGGUCGGUACCGACAUGUCUGCAACCCAGUUCCUCGCUGCUCUCGACAACGACCCAAUGGUCGGAGCCAUGAUCGACUGCACCUCCGACUACGACAUCGAGUCUCAGGAGAUGCUCCAGAAGACGGGACAGCAGUUGACACCCAUCAUGUGGCUGAUGAAGCUCAUGCUUGGUGGUAUUGACAGCUCGUAUGACUCGCAAGAUGGAUAA
Molecule: messenger RNA, 1131 nt
Organism: Apiotrichum porosum
Lineage: Eukaryota; Fungi; Basidiomycota; Tremellomycetes; Trichosporonales; Trichosporonaceae
Exons: 7
Coding region: 1-1131 (376 amino acids)
Source: RefSeq, a predicted model, not a curated record